UGUGAGUGUAUGUAAACCUUCCUAAUUAGGCAACAGGGCUCAAAGAGCUGUUUUUUGUUUUAAUAUUUUUGUAUUUUUUUCUGAAACUGUCUGCUUCUGACCUUAACCUCAGCCACAUACAGUGACAUGGUAGAUACUCAAAUAUAUUUCACUACUGCCAACAGCCUACAAAUAGCCAAAUGUCUCAAUGUGAUUCUGUCAAUAGGCCCAUUAGUAAAAUACUUUUAUUUAAUCAACCUGCCUUCGUGGAGGCAUUUUAAAAGACUGGAGCUGACUGUUUCUUAUACUUUGUCAAUAAUAAAAAAAAAAAAAAAAAAAACUUUAUUUGUUAGCCUGUAAUUGCAGGGUUGCCAGGUUGGUAGUGUUUUGUUGUGGAAGAAGGAUGCUCCUCUACAAACCUGGCAACUCUGACUAUGCGCUGGAUACAGCAGACAGUAUGGCGGACAGCGAAAGUGAUUUGGAAACAGACGGGCUUGAAUUAGCUCUGGACACACUGUGUAACAGACACUGCAGCGACGAGUCGUCUCUGAGGAGCAAAAGCUAUUGCUCUGAGUUUUGUGAGUUGGUAGAGGAGUACACGGGGCAAUGGCAAGUUCCUCUCCCUCAACUGAAGGUGCUGUGGACUGCACUGUGCAGUUUUACCAAAGCCACCAAAGCUUUCCCUGAUGACUGUCAACACAUCCACUACGUUCUCAGCAGUCUGGCGUUGAGCUUCUUUGAACUGAUGCUGUUUUUUAGCAAAGAAGAAUUUGUGGAAAAGCCUUUAAAAGACAUCCUUGAUUCCUUUCAGGAGUGCCACUCUCAGCUCCUGCGGCACAGGAACAUCUACCUUCAGCAUGUGAAGCUGAUCAUCAAAGCAGGAGGCCCAUGGGAGAAUCCAGUGCUGCAAGGAAUCCUGAAGGAGGCAGACUUGCCACCAAAAGAGGUUGAAGACUACUUGAGCUCAGAGCUGCCAGUGUUCUUUGAGCUGCGGGUUCGCUAUCUGCAGGCCUGUGAAAGAAUUCAAGAGGCUAAGGCCCUGGCAAAAAGUUGUCUGGAAAAUCGUGACGCUGGAAAGCAUCUGUACUUCCACCAGGCCUACCUGACAUGCCUCUACAAGGCCUCACUGCAUGAACACCUUCACAAGGAGAUGGCAGAAAUAGAUGGCCGUGAUGCAGUGGAGAUCAUCUGCAACACGGAGAGUGUUGAAAAAGAUGAGCUUCUGUUGUCGCUGUGUAAAGCUUUCCUUACCCAGCAGCUACACAAUGGAGACAUGUACUACAUCUGGGACCUGGUGUUUAUCUGGAGCAGGUUGCAUCUUAGGGCCCAUCCCUCCAGACAAGGCUUCCUGGCUGAGUGCUUGCAGUUGGCUUCCUCUGCUACUAACGUCAGAGCCAUCUUCCCCUUCAUCAAACUGGUCACUACUGAGCUGGGAGUUGAAGGAGUCCAUGUCUGUGUGGAGCUUUGUGCCAGGACCUUGCAGUUGUGUGACAUGCAGGCUGACAGCGUUACCCGGUCCCUGGUCUGCAAGACCAUCGCCUUCCUGCUGCCUCAUGACCUGGAGAUCUGUCGAGCAUGUGCCCUACUGGUCUUCUGUCAGGAACGCAGCCUGGAAGCUUACCGAACUGUCUGCUUACUUUACAUGCAUCCUGACCAGGAGCCGCAUCCCCACAACAGUCCUGUCCGAACCAAUGUUCGGUUCCAUAUUCUGCAGAUGAUCAAAGAGCGUCUGUGUUUUGACCCUGAGUUUUGGAACCUUCUAACCCUCAGGAAUUAUUGCUUGGAGUUAAUGAGUGACAAGGUCAUGAAGGCUGCUGUUCUCAGUGAGAUGGAGGAGGAAAAGGAAGUUGAAGAGCUCUUAAUAAACAAUUGUGGAAAUCACUCAUGCUCUCAAGGUUUAAAUUCCUGCCAGUGCACUGAAGUUGCAUUUGUGAACCAAGACCUUCCAGAAGAGCAGACUGUGGAUGGAGGGACAGACAAGCAUGUUGCCCCAUCGAAUAAUGCUCUUCUGAAGACAAGAAAAUGGAGGAGAGGGUUGCAAAGGAGAAAACACUCUAAGUCUGACGUUGAGGUCGACAUGGUUGAUGAUCCAGAGAUCAAAUACAAUCUCAAAUCCACCUCUUUAGGCAAUAAGCCUGUGUAUUCACUAAGACGCAAUCACACUAACAUGGAAAAACCUUCUGUAAAACCCCCUCUAAACCGCAAGAGAGAAUACUUGUCUAGAUGUGUAAAGAGCCAAAUUUUCAAAAGGAAAGGUAGGAAGAAGAGAUGGUUGCAGGGUCUUCCAAAGCUGGAGCAGGUCCAGGCAGUUAAAGAGAAGAAGGUCAAAGUUAAAGGGAAAAAACGAGGACGGAAGCCUUUACCAAAACUGGAACUCUCCUACCCUGAUAAUGAAAUAUCCCUUUCAGAGGAGGAGUCUGGUUUUGAGGAGAUGACUGACACAGAGGACAAAGAGCUUGAUAUGCCUCACUUGGAGAAUGAACUUAAACAAGAGUAUGAACAUAACGAGAUCAAACAUGAGCAGAUGGCUGAUCUUGAGAAGGAAAAUGGACUUGAAGAACAUACUGACUUUGUCUGUGGUAGCACCCCAGAGGAAUCUCAAACACAGUUUGGUUAUAAGCUUUGUGAGGGUCCUCCUAGUGAGCCUCAAGCUGCUGUUCCUGCUGUUGAUGCUGAUCCUGAGCUCGAUGGUCCACCCUUAGAGUUAUUGGAUUGUCCAAUAGAACUGUUACACAGCUACUCUCUUAAAUCCAAAAAGCCUGACAGCGAGAAAGUGCAACCUCCUGAAUCCUCAGAAUCAGAGGGGCUGAAUGGCGAUACAGAACAGGAGCCCCAACCCACAGUUGAAAAAGAAGUGUCAAAAACAGAGGUGAUAACCAAGAGAACGUGGAAGGACAGAGUACUCCGUACUCAAAAAUAUGCUCACUUGAUGCACCACUGCAACUUCUGCCGCAAAGACUAUAAAGGCUUGAAUGUUAUGAGGCAUGCUCUCUCACACCUUAAGAGCAGGAAACUAAGAUGUAUACUCUGUGGGAAACGCUUUAAACAACUUCCUUUUGCCAAAAAGCAUAUUUUAGACCACAUUGAUGAAAUGUGCAAGCAGAAACCCCCUGAUAAGGAGCCAUGCUCUAUGAACACGCCAGCUGCUAAUGGAAUAGCAGAUAAUGUAAAAAAUGAGAGCCAGCCUCAGGAUGAAAAUCCAACUUCCAUUUCUGAUGAGGAAACUCCUGAACAGAAACCCAGAGGAAAAACGAAAGUGUCAAGCCUCAAGAGGGAAGAUCGAAUCAUCAGGAACCUCCGCACUCUCAUCAAAAAGACAUCUGUGCUUCACAAAAAGUGCAAGAACCCGAACGCAAAUAUAUUCAAGCAGGUAGACUUCAAGGAUGAGCAGGUAGUCAUUAACAAUGGCCUGGUGGUAGUAAGAGAUCCAUCUGUGACGGAGAAGGAGGGAGAUGGAGAGGGGGCAGAGAAGCCAGCCGGAGAGAACGGCUUCGGUGUGAACAUCACAUAUCACUUGUGCCCCUCAGAGUCCUGUGAUAGAGUAUUCUUGAGGAUCAGCUCCACGCUAACAAAGCAUGCUAUCAAAUGCCAUAUUAACGAAGAGAAAGUGCUGGAGAAGACGUUUGUUUGGGCCAAGCACAAGUGCACUCUAUGCUCCAGGCAGUUACAGUUUCUCCCGCAUUAUAAGGACCACAUGAAGCUCCACGAUACUGCUCUCCAGCACUUCUGCUACCAUCUGGAGUGUAACCAGCGCUUCUUGACUCUGCAGGAAUUAAAGGACCAUGUCAGUACCCAUCAGCCCUUCAGACCUCAGUGUCCAUUCACGGACUGUGAGAAGCUAUUCUCUAGCCUUCAAGGUCUCUAUGACCAUGAAUGGAGACACUACAUCCCAGUGCCUCAAAGAGAGGAGUUAGAGUUGGGACCCAGCAGACAGAAGCAAAAUGCUGAAGCUCCGUGGAAGCAGAGAGUGAAGGUUGAGGAGAUAUGGCUGCAGAGUAAAAAGGGGCAAAGUCCCACCCUUGAUUAUGUUGAGGCCUCUAAUCUUGAGGUUUUCAACGAAACUGAAGAUCAUCCUUGCGAAAUGGACAGUAAUCAAGACCUGUCUAGAUCUAAUAAUUGUUCAGAGAAAGCCGGCAUCAACGGAUGUGAGGAGAACACAGGAAACCAAGUGUCAGAGGGAAAGAUCUCCACUUCCCAUACUGGUGCUGCAGCAACUUCAAGUAGGAAAUGUCGAAAAAGGACGCCCAUGGAGUGGGACCCCUUGAAUGUCCGAGACCUUGAGGAUUUGUCCACUUUGUCUGAGGGAGUCCAGCAGAAACUGGGAGAGCCACACAUUACUGAGCACAAAACCUUCAAACCUGAAGAUCCCGCCUAUGCGACUUUUGUCAAAGCCCCCUUUAUCCGACCGCCCCCCUCCACCUACCUGGAUGAAUCUCUGCUCUCGAUGCGGAAGAGGAGGUCCAGUGAUGAGGCCACUCAGAGGAAAAAUAUUUACUGGAGCAAUAAGAAAAAGAUUGAGCCUGUCCCAGAAAAGGAGCAGCAGCAGAAUAACGUGGUCCCCGAUCAAAAGAUCAGGUCUCGCUGUGAUAAAUGUCUUUCCUCCUUCAGCAGCUUAGAAGAAUUACAGAAACACCAAGCCCUUAACACCUGUUCUGCACUCUUUGGCUUUGAUUCUGACGAUGAAAGUUAGUUUUAAGUGAAGAGGAGCUGUAACUGGACCAUCGUACUCUGCCACCAGGCUCAGGGCAAACAAGAAAAAGGAACACUGGAAUCCUUUGAUACUCACAUACAGCUCUUGGAUACCAGUUUGUCAAAAUGGUUAACUGGAGGAUUUAUUUGUCUCAUAUUUAAAUUGAUAGAACCUCUUUUGAAGCAAUACUUUUUACAGCUAAAACUAGUUUUGAACAUAUUGUUUUUCCUCAAAGCAUCAUCAGUGUGCACUUUGUCAAGGUAAAUCAAAAAUCUUUGAUAAAUCCAUAUAUUUUCUUAAUCUAUUAUGAUGAUUUACCGCUUAAAACAACAUUGGUUAUGAGAACAAAUUUAGUUUUUUCAGCAGAUCUAAAAGUAAUUCUAAAAAAAUGCCUGGAAACUGAGAAACCAAACUUUGGCCCAAGACAAUCGCCAUGGAAUCAAAAACACAAUAGUUCUCUAUAUACAAAUACUCAGUUAUAUACUACCUUUAAAAUAACAUGUGAUCACAGUACUCUUAUGUUAGAAUACCACAGAAUGUGUUUUAAUGACAAACCUUUGCUGGACUCACCAUGCUGUGUUAAAGUUAAAGUAACACAUUAGCUUUCAGGAAGAGGCUUGUAAAUCUGCUACGGGGAAAGAUGCUGCGCAUCCACAUAUUUGAAUCUCUAAAACCUCUUCAUGGCAGUAACUACACUUAAAUUACUAGUGAAAUUUUAACCAGGGCUGAAUACAAAGCAAUGGAGAAACCCCCUUCAGUCCUUUUUGGCAAACUGCUUCCCCAUUAGAACUUUGUGGAAAAACAAAUGACUUAUCUAGAAGCCUUUUUCUUUAAAUGGUGACUUGUUUUUUAGUUUUGUUUGUGUUUAAGACGGACUGGUUGACACAAGUACAUGUCCAUUUGGGUUUUACACUGAAGGCUUUAACAGUCAGGUAAAGUCAGCCUGAAUGAGUGAAAAUUACAUACAGUAUUGAAUUUGAACUUAAUCACGCCUUUUCCUGGCUUCACUGAGCCUUUUUGGAUCAGUUUGAUUUAGACUUUAUUUUAAGCACCAAAUUGUUUACAGACAUUAUACACAAAAGGGCCCCCAACUAUUUUCUUUCAUGGCCAAUUAUUAUGUUACACUCUAAUGUCUUGCUGGCAACACUUGGUGGCAGAGGGCCAUCUUGCUCCAUUGCCCGUGGUGUUCAAAAGCUCAUGGUUUGAAAGUCAUUUCAUAUUUUGUCCUAUAAGUAUGGAUUUUACAUGCACUACAUCAUAUGCUGUGUUUGCAACUCAAUGAAAGUGGAAAGAUGAACUACAUGUGUUUUGCCCUCUCCUUUCAGCACAUUUGUUUAAUUAUUGUAGUCUUCCAAAUUAAUUCUGCAACACUGAGCUUUCGGUCUUUUGUAGAGACGAUGUAGAAAAAGUCUCACUGGAAAUGACAACAGUGGAUAUGUGGUGCUUGUGUCCCCUUUCCACCUCUUUAUACUGUUGAAUUAUGUGUUUUCAGCAUAAUUUAUGUGGGCUGCUGUUUUUGUAGGUAAGCAGAAUUGUCAGGAUUAGAUCUGCCUUCGUUAGCUAAUCUACUGGUCAUGGUAUGACAACAUUAACAUUCAACCCAUGACCAAAAUGUGUGAAACCAUGUGAAUCUGCCUUCAUACUGUCACACUAUUAUUCUGUACAGUAUAUGAAUCAUUCACAAUUUUAUUAGUGCCAAGACUGAAUCACAGUGUUAGACUGUAGGUAAAGAUAAACAUUACAAUCAGUAAUUCAGUACCAGUUUGUAAUGACUCAAGUUCAAAGUUCGAAGUCAUGUUUAACUCCAUGACCAUGUGUUUCUUUAUGUAGAAUAUUUCACAUUGGUUGUUUAUGUAUAUACUUUUGAGAUAGUUGAUCUGUUUUAAUAACUUUUUAAUGUAAUGUUUUUAUGGGACUGUGCACUUAAAUCUGCUUAUUUAUAUGUAAAAAUGUUAAUAGAUUGGAUUUGUAAAAGGUAAUAAUGAUUCCCUAUCUAUUUUUUUUAAAGAAAGUGAUGACAUUUGUUUGAAUAAACAAAUUUAAACUAAAA
Molecule: messenger RNA, 6719 nt
Organism: Dicentrarchus labrax (European seabass)
Lineage: Eukaryota; Metazoa; Chordata; Actinopteri; Moronidae
Product: zinc finger protein 654
Exons: 12
Coding region: 383-4669 (1428 amino acids)
Biological process (GO): regulation of transcription by RNA polymerase II
Cellular component (GO): nucleus
Molecular function (GO): DNA binding; DNA-binding transcription factor activity, RNA polymerase II-specific
Source: RefSeq, a predicted model, not a curated record